Molecule: messenger RNA, 1356 nt
Organism: Soboliphyme baturini
Lineage: Eukaryota; Metazoa; Nematoda; Enoplea; Dioctophymatida; Soboliphymatidae
Source: the annotation of a GenBank genome assembly
AUGUGGGCCAAGUCUGCGUUGCUUGCGAUCAUAUCCCAUGUACCUUUUUACUGGCAGCAAGGUGCCGUCAAAAUUGAGGUGGCACAGCGUCCACGAAAGUCAGUGUAUCCUUUGCUGUCGAUCAGAGAAGCUGUAGAGACAAUUUUUAAACACUGCCACAGCACUAAAAUCGAAGCCAAAAAUUUGACGAACUGUUUGGGGUUCGUGUGCGCGGAAGACGUAUUCACUGACGAGCCAGUCCCUGCUUUCCGGGCUUCGAUAAAAGAUGGCUAUGCCGUUCUCGCCGAAGACGCAGAUGGUGUCCGAAAAGUGGUCUCUUCCCAAAAUGCCGGUGAUGAGGCAUCUUUUGUGCUAGAGCCUAUGACUUGUGUGCGCCUCAGUACAGGAGCAGUCGUUCCGGUAAAUUGCAAUGCAGUGGUUCAAGUGGAGGAUACAGAACUGAUCCAGUCCGAAGGUAAUGAAGAAAAAUCUGUUCGUAUUCUCAGAGCUCCAGAAGUUGGUCAGGACAUAAGGCAGAUCGGUAGUGAUCUUGAUGUCGGAGAAUGUGCACUGAAAAGAGGCACAAAAAUAACCUCGGCCGAAAUCGGAAUUCUGGCUUCUUUGGGUAAAACGACUGUACAUGUUUUCAACCAACCGACGGUGACCAUUUUCUCUACGGGAAACGAAUUACGAUCUCCUAGUACUGUACCUCUACCAAAAGGUAAGGUACGUGAUAGCAACAGUAUGCUGUUGGGCAGUCUUUUAAAAAGCUACGGAUUUUUGGUCCAUGACUGGAAAAUUGUUGGGGAUGAAAGCGAUGAAAUAAUGUCCGCUUUCUGUGGUUCGAUGUUCGAUACGGAUGUUGUAAUAACUACCGGUGGUGUAUCGAUGGGCGAAAAAGAUCUUAUCAAACAGGUGUUGCAGACGGAUUUAAAGUUCGAUAUACACUUUGGAAGGGUCUUCAUGAAGCCGGGCAAACCAACCACCUUUGCUACGGGAAUUUUCAAUGGUAAAAAGAAACUAGUGUUUGCCUUGCCGGGAAAUCCGGUAUCAGCAUGGGUUACGGCCCACCUGUUCGUCAUCCCCGCGCUGUAUCGAAUGUCGGGAUUAGAUUUUUUCUUCAACGAGAUCAAUUUUAAGGGUGACGAAUACGCGCUAGACGAACGCCCUGAAUAUUGUCGUGCUCGUUUCGUGCCAUAUGACGACGAGGAAGACACAGACUGUCCGUCAGUAGAGCUGGUGGACAAUAACCAAAUCAGCAGCCGACUCCUCUCUACUCGAAACGCUCAACUCUUGCUUAAGUUGCCUCAGAAAUCUCGCAGCCGAACUCAUCUGCACACCGGGGAUAUCGUCAGGGCGAUGGUUAUUGGCGUUUAA